Rhea pennata is the source of this 3020-nucleotide messenger RNA. RefSeq names its product adenosine deaminase RNA specific B1 (gene ADARB1). Gene Ontology annotation, biological process: RNA processing; adenosine to inosine editing. NCBI's taxonomy places the organism in Eukaryota, Metazoa, Chordata, Aves, Rheiformes, Rheidae. Bases 257 to 2356 code for a protein of 699 amino acids. Gene Ontology annotation, molecular function: double-stranded RNA adenosine deaminase activity; double-stranded RNA binding; tRNA-specific adenosine deaminase activity. The transcript has 12 exons. Gene Ontology annotation, cellular component: nucleolus; cytoplasm. The record is from RefSeq and is a predicted model, not a curated record.
GCGGCGCGGCGCCAGGCGAGCAGUGUUGGACAAAGUCACCUGAAGGAAGUACCAGAAGACCUGUGCCAGAGAUCAAAACCCAAGAGACCCCAUGGUGUGGUGCUCAGAUGACACCGAUUAGGCCAACAAGUAGAAGUGGAAAAUGCAAGUCAACAAGACCCCACAUCCACUGGUUGCAGAAUCAGCAUGUAUUUCUGAUAGUUAACAAGACAGAAGCAGUCUCCGCCAGGCAAGAAACCAACAAAAAUAUUUCACAAUGGAUGUAGACGAUGAAGAAAAUAUGAGUUCAAGCAGCACUGAUGUUAAAGAAAACCGCAACAUGGACAACGUUCCCCCUAAGGAUGGCAGUGUGCAAGGCCCCGGAGAGGGGACACAGCUCUCCAAUGGUGGUAGCAGCAGCAGCAGAAAGCGUCCUCUGGAGGAGGGCAACAAUGGCCACUCCAAAUUUCGCCUGAAGAAGAGGAAGAAAACACCGGGCCCUGUUUUGCCAAAGAAUGCCCUAAUGCAACUUAAUGAGAUAAAACCUGGUUUACAGUACAAACUUCUGUCCCAGACAGGUCCGGUUCAUGCCCCCAUGUUUGUGAUGGCGGUUGAAGUUAACGGACAGGUAUUUGAGGGGUCUGGCCCUACAAAAAAGAAAGCAAAGCUCCAUGCCGCUGAGAAGGCUCUGCGGUCUUUUGUGCAGUUUCCAAACGCUUCUGAAGCCCAUCUAGCAAUGGGGAGGACUCUGUCCGUGAACACAGACUUUACGUCUGACCAAGCAGACUUUCCAGACACACUUUUCAAUGGAUUUGAAACUCCAGUUCCUUCCGAUUCUUCCUUUUAUUUAGGGUCCAAUGGAGAUGGAUCCUUUAGCUCUAGCGGGGACUACGGUUUGUCGACGUCUACUGUAACUAGUAGUCUUAUGCAGUCACCUCUCCCUACACCAUCACCAUAUCCAUCCACAAGUGGAAAGAAUCCAGUAAUGAUCUUGAACGAGCUGCGGCCAGGGCUGAAGUAUGAGUUUCUCUCAGAAAGUGGGGAGAGCCAUGCUAAAAACUUUGUGAUGGCAGUGGCGGUGGAUGGUCAAACUUUUGAAGGAUCAGGAAGGAAUAAAAAGCUUGCAAAAGCUCGGGCUGCUCAGUCAGCUCUGGCAUCCUUAUUUAACAUGCAACUGGACCAGACUCCAUCCCGACAACCCAUUCCUAGCGAGGGGCUCCAAUUACACUUACCACAGGUUUUAGCUGAUGCUGUUGCACGCUUGGUUGUAGAUAAAUUCAGUGAUUUGACAGAAAAUUUCACAUCUCCACAUGCACGUAGAAAAGUCCUUGCUGGAGUUGUCAUGACUACAGGUACAGAUGUGAAAGAUGCCCUGGUAAUAAGUGUUUCUACAGGAACAAAAUGCAUCAAUGGUGAAUACAUGAGUGAUCGUGGUCUUGCAUUAAAUGAUUGCCAUGCAGAAAUUGUAUCUCGCCGGUGCCUGCUUAAAUUUCUAUAUACACAACUUGAGCUCUAUCUAAGCAAUAAAGAAGAUCAGCAAAAAUCCAUUUUUAUCAAAUCUGAACGCGGUGGGUUUAAACUGAAGGAGAAUGUGCAGUUUCAUCUCUAUAUCAGUACAUCUCCUUGUGGCGAUGCUAGGAUUUUCUCACCACAUGAAGCAGCACAAGAGGAUCAAGGGGACAGGCAUCCAAACCGCAAAGCAAGAGGACAGCUCCGGACAAAAAUAGAAUCUGGGGAAGGGACAAUUCCUGUGAGAUCUACUACCACUAUCCAGACGUGGGAUGGAGUAUUGCAAGGAGAAAGGCUACUGACCAUGUCAUGCAGCGACAAGAUAGCUAGGUGGAACGUAUUGGGUAUUCAAGGAGCCUUACUUAGCCUCUUUGUGGAGCCAAUUUACUUCUCUAGCAUCAUCUUGGGGAGUUUAUAUCAUGGGGAUCAUCUAUCCAGAGCCGUAUACCAGAGGAUAGCAGAGAUAGAAGAUCUACCACCUCUUUAUACACUCAACAGACCUUUACUUAGUGGUAUUAGCAAUGCAGAAGCUCGCCAACCAGGGAAAGCACCGAACUUCAGUGUAAACUGGACAGUAGGAGACACUGGUCUUGAAGUUAUUAAUGCUACAACCGGCAAAGAUGAAAUGGGUCGUGCAUCUCGCCUUUGUAAGCAUGCUUUGUACAGCCGCUGGAUGCGUAUUCAUGCAAAGCUUUCAUCCAGCUUACGCUCAAAGAUCCUCAAGCCUAACCUGUACCAUGAAACGAAGCAAGGAGCAGCUGAGUAUCAAACUGCCAAAGAGUGUUUGUUCAAAGCAUUCCUGAAGGCAGGACUUGGAGCUUGGGUGGAGAAACCAAUAGAGCAGGAUCAAUUUUCUCUUACUGUCUAAAUCACAGACUGCACAUCACUUUGGAAAGGGGGUUGUUCUGGAAAUCCUGGUGUCCAGCAUCACUUUCUGGCAUCUCUACAGCAGAUAAAACAUCUUUUUACUGUCUUUUUAUUUUUAUUUCUUUUUUUGAAACUUUACUUAUAGAUGUUUGUUUUGCCUAAGUAUUGAAACUCGAUGAUAAUCAGAUACAUAAUUCUCUAUUUUGUUAUGGAAAAGUCAUUUUUGGUGUAUUUCUAGAAAUACUUCUACUGUACACAGUUUGCAGUAAGGCUGUCCUUAUAGUAUGAGAUGACUCAUUUUUUUCUGAGUUAAAAUAAUAAUUUCUUUUUUUAAUUCAAUGCCAUCAAGUAUAUGGAAAAAACGAAAGUUGCUUUAGGUUUUACACCACACUUUUAGGAAAUAGCUUAAUUUUUUAAGAAGAAAGUAGGUGACAAAGUUGAUUCUACUCCUCUAUUAACUUGGUUUUGAACUGCAGGUAUUUCUGUCAUCUAGACCGUAAAGCCAGAAUGGAGUCUGGACAGCUAGUUUUUCCCCACCUCCUUGCUCUUUAAAACCAGCUGCUGAAAUUUUCAUGUCUUUGAUGUAUGUAUUUAUUAGUCUGUGACCCAGUUUUUAACAUGCAGCUUUUUAUUCUGUUUUUAAAAAUACAUUUACCUCCCAUUUA